CCCUUCCAUCGCCGCGGACGCACGAGGUCCACCUUUUUCUCCUUUUACCGCUCUUCUUCUUUCAGCAUACAUAUACAUAUAUACGUAUACACUGAUAUAUAUAUAUAUGCGUGUGCGCGCGACACCGGCGGCAUGCUGAUGGAAGAGACACGCGCAGAAGGAGCUCGUGCGUUUGGCCGCGCUGGCACGAGCAGAUGAACGCGCUGAGCGGUGUUUUUCAGCGCGCGCUCUCGGUCAGCUGAAAGGGGGGCUGGGACCGCGCGAGGGGCUGAACCAUGAACUCCUCGGACGGAAACGGCACCUCCGGUACUCAGCUCGCGCUGGAGAUUGGAGCUGAGAACGUGAUCACGCUGCUGGUGUUCGCGCUGAUCUUCGCUCUGGGGGUGCUGGGCAAUGCUGUGGUCAUCACGGUGCUGGCCCGCAGCCGGCCCGGCAGGGCGCGCAGCACCACCAACAUCUUCAUCCUGAACCUGAGCGUGGCCGACCUGUCCUACCUGCUCUUCUGCGUGCCCUUUCAGGCCACCGUCUACGUGCUGCCCACCUGGGUGCUGGGCGCCUUCGCCUGCAAGUUCGUCCACUACUUCUUCACCGUCUCCAUGCUGGUCAGCAUCUUCACGCUGUCGGCCAUGUCCGUGGACCGAUAUGUGGCCAUCGUGCGUGCCCGCAGCUCCUCGUCUGUCCGCGUGGCACGCAAUGCCCUGCUGGCUGUGGUGGCGAUCUGGUUGCUGUCCCUCGCCAUGGCGGCACCUGUCGCUUAUCACCAGCGCAUCAUCGAGCGGGAGGACAAUGCCACGUAUUGCUGGGAGCUGUGGCCACAGGCGCACCACAGGAAGAUCUACGUGGUGUGCACCUUCGUGUUCGGAUAUGUGCUGCCGCUGCUGCUCAUUUCCUUCUGCUACGCCAGGGUUUUGAAUCACCUGCGCAAAAAGCUCAAGAACAUGUCCAAAAAAUCGGAGGCUUCAAAAAGAAAGACAGCGCAGACGGUGCUGGUGGUGGUGGUGGUGUUCUGUCUCUCCUGGCUUCCCCACCAUGUGGUUCACCUCUGGGUGGAGUUCGGGUCCUUCCCCCUGAACCAGGCCUCCUUCAUUUUCCGGGUGGCGGCCCACUGCCUGGCCUACAGCAAUUCCUCCGUCAACCCCAUCAUCUACGCCUUCCUCUCUGAAAACUUCAGGAAGGCCUACAAGCAGGUGUUCAAGUGCCAAAUCACCAGCGAGUCGCCACUAAACGACAUCAAGGAGGUCCGCAGUAAAGCAGAGACCCCUCUCUCCACUAACUGCACUAAUGUGUGAUGGGCUGGACGGUUCUGAAGCAGACUGGAGGAAAAGCCUGCUCUGGCCAGGGCUGAAACUAUUUCUAUCAGUGUAAACGCUGAGCUUGAGCCUGCUGUUAUUGUGACGCUGUUGACAUAACUGUAUUUUCUUCAUGCCGUUUUCUGAAUCUAUUAGUUUAUUUGGGGUUCAGUUCACGCUAGGAAUGAAUGUAAUUAGCAUACCUAAAAACACAUACCCUGCUGAAAAGUCCAGCUCAAAACCAGGUUUCAGAUGGUUUAAGCUUGUCUUUGUUGUCAAAGUGGUUGAAAAGAUGGUGAUUUAGGCUAAAACAAAGAUACAUUAAGGUUAAGCUGGUAUGUUGAAUUUAACUGGGGUCAUGCUAGGCAACCAGCUGGGUGAUACUGGGCCUAUUACUCUACCAGCUUCUUCACAGUGGUGGUGAUUGAAACCUCAAGCACAUCUGAAACUCUAGAUCCUACCUCUUAGAAAAAAAGAGUUAUGACUCCAAGUUAUUAUAAAUACACUACUUGAUUUUUUUAAAUCUGAAAUAUGUUAAUACUGAGUCACGAAGCCAAGCCAUAUGGACUUUAUUUAUCUUUAUUUAAUCCAAGGAGAGGCAGAAAUAACCUCAAUGAACAGUUGGUACCCUAUCUUACACCCUGUACAAGGCAAGUUGUGAUGCUCAUUGCUAUGUUACACCUCGCAAACACAGAUUUUUAAGUCAGCUAAACAAGAAAUAUUAAAUUGCACCAUAAACUAUAGCAAAUUAAUUGCCUCAACUAACAUUAUUAACGUUGCAGUUUGUAUAAUUUUGUUUCUAAACUAAAAGCAGAAGCAUUUCUGAGUGAAGAAGGGAUAAAAUAUUGUGUUUAAUGGUACCAGUGUGCUAAACGACCAUCCCUGCUUAUCCUAAUAUAUUCAUUCUAAAAACUGGGCUGUCGGGUUGCUUUUUGCGAGGGUUCUUCUUCUGGCCACGUCACCCGUCUUUAUGUACUUACGUCACACUUACCGCCUCUAAAAGAGGAUCCGGCUCAGUUUUACUGAAGAUGAGCAGCUGGUGAAGUUUCUGACUGAUUGCUCUCUCUCUCUGACUAAACAUAACCUGGAAUCGGAUUCAUCCGCUCUGAAAGGAAACCGUAUCACACCCGCCCAGUUUAAAUUGAUUCUUUCACAUGCUUAGUGCUCAAUUGUUUUAAGUAAUUUAACUGGUAUUAAAAGUGCUAGACCAAGCUCUGGAAGCCCAGCAUAAUUCUGAGUUCUAACUCUUGGGUUCUUUUGCUUCUCCCUGGUUUAGAAUAUUUAUCUAUAGCUCUGAAGACACUGUAUGUUUAUUUUAUUUAUUGGAAUGCAGCCAAUAGUGUGCAUGCCUCUUGUGUUUACCGUGCUUUUAUUUACGAUAGCUCGCCUCAGAGGGAAACGAGACAUGCUAAUGAAGUAGCUCUCAUUUCAGCAAGCGCACUUGUCCGUGUUAACGGCAGUUUUUUUAAAUUGUUUUCAUUUAUUAUGAGUAAAUUACGCCGGCUGCUGGUGGCCGUUUCCUGAGAGGACUUGCUUCAUGAAAAUGAAUGGGCUGGUUCUGUUUGCCACUUACAGCAGGAACAGUAGCGGUGGCCUGUUAGAUCUGCCCCCAAAUGACCCACAUUUUCUUCAGAGCCCAGACCAGAGACUGGAAUCGCCCUCUUUUAGCUUCCUGUCUGCUUCGCCCUAAUGAAAUUGGAUGUAACAGACUGGAAAAUGGCUAACUGCAUUAGUGGAUCCUGUGGAGAAGAGAGGACGAGAGCCAUGGUGAUCUCAGAACGGUAGCCCAAAAACUGUGUAAGACUGGAAGGGCUGUGUUCUCAUUACUAGCCUCAGGAAGUGACCCACAUUCUCAGAUCUUAACUAAAAAUGACCAGUCAAAAGGUUGGACAUGCCUUAAAUGCAGUGUUUUUGCAUCAUUUUAAAAUGUUCUGUAUUUAAGAAUAGUCCUAAAGUAAUCCAAAUAAUGAAGAAGAAGAAUAUAUGGAAUUAUCUAGUAAAUAAAAAGUGUUAAACAAACCAGAAUAUGUUUUAAAUAUUUAAGAUUCUUCAAAGUAUCACCUCUUGCUUUGAUUUUUGCACAUCUUGGCAUUAGCGUGAGGUAAAGUCACCUGGAAUUCAGGCUUUCAGUUAACAGCUGUGCUAAACGUGUUAAGAAUUGUUUAUUUUUUUACUUAGAUUUCUUGUCUCUUAAUGUGUUUAAGAACAUCAGUUGUAAAGUUAAGUUGUGAAGAGCUACAAUUUGUAUAUAGUGAAUAGCCCUAUUUGAGUACCGUAUUUUUCUCACUAUAAGGUGCACUGUAUUAUAAGGCGCAUUAUUAAUGAACAUCUAUUUUCUUGUCUAUUUUCAUACACACAUUUUCAGCGCACCGGAUUAGAAGGCGCAUUUUAAGAGACACUAUAAGGACCUUCUAAUUUAGCAGCUCUCACCACUGGGUGGUGGUGGAGGGUAGCUAACUAAAUUAAGUAAAGCUAAGCUAAGUAAACAAAAUAAAAAAAAACAAGCACUGGAUAUUAUCUCUAUUACAUCUACACGGAUUUCUCUCCUGAAAACUGUUUAUUUGGGUGAGUAAAGCACUUCCGUUUACUUACAGUAAGCUUAGAUUCCUGAAUUUCUCCAACUCUAGGCUGGAGCGUUAGCAUUAGCAGCUAACCGCUCCAGCAGCGCUAGCCUAGAGCAGGCUACAGGCUGAUAAUACUUCCCUAUGGAUGGGGAAAUAGCAAGUGUGGUUAGCAGCUAAUGCUAAUGCUACUUCAGCAGUACUAGCCAGGUUAGGGACAGCCUACAGUCCAAUAAUACUCACCUCUGAACAGGGAAAUGUGGUUAGCGGCUAAUGCUAAUGCUACUCCAGCCCUGGUGCUGGAGAACUAAACUGAAUCUCCUAAAUAACACUGCAAUUUGGGCUUUACUGCCCUUUACAACCUGACUGGUAAAAUUCAUAAAUAAGACACACUGGAUUCAAUUAAAAUAUUUUAAGUGUGCCUUACAGUGUGAAAAAUACAGUUAUGUUCUAAUCUAUAUUAUAGCAGGAACUACUUUAAGAAAUAAAGGUCAAUCAUUCCCAAAAAAUGCAAGUUUAAUCAGCUUAACCCCAGAUCUGAGCCACCUAAAUGCUUCACAGAGUAUUUUGGUUUGUUUAACACUUUUAAGCUGCUACAUGAUUCCUUAUGUGUUCUUUCAUAGUCUGGAUGACUUCUAUCCAUUUACAAUAUAUAGUAGUUUAAAAUAUAUAUCAUAUAUAAAAUCUUUUAUUAUUGACCAACAGUUUGAAACCAAAAUUGAGUGAAAAUCUGAUAAUAAGAGCCAUGAACUUUAAUCAAAAAAGAUUUGAUCCACACUACAGCAAAGGCAUAUUUACACCAAGCAUUUUCUUUCUGAAUGAAAAAAAAAACAGAUGUGAUUUUUAACAUAUUUGAACUUUAACACCAACUCUGAUGCAUUUUUGCCUUCUGUGUUCUGUAAACAGGUUUUGAAACUGCAUAGCUAUCAUAAUGUUCCUAUUUCUUUUUCUCUGCUCACUGUCUGCUUUUGCUCUCUUUCAUUCCCUUCCUCCGCUCUCCACACCAGUCAUUAUAAAGACAAUUUGCGCUGAUGAUUUCUCAGCUGUUUGUUACUGAAUGAUGAAGGUCAAUUGUUUUACAGCAUUUACUAUAGAACAGCAAAACAGAGCAUCAUAUAAUACGUAAUAUAACUGGUGUGUGUGUUCAUACUGUAUAUAUGUAUAUGAAGUGUUUUAUAAAGGUGUUGAGCUUCAAAUUCCUGAACUGAAAACUCUCUUAUCUGAAUCUUAUUAAAGCGUUUGCUGCAAAUGAACUGACGGCUAAUUGCAGCUUAAUUUAAGUGGCCAUUAGGUGUUUUUUUUCUGUGAUCAAGCCAGUGGCUGGCAAUUAUUUGGUUGCUCAUUACUACAUUAUAAUUAAAUAGAUAACAGAGUAAAUGAAACAUUUUCCAAAGAAUGUGUAUGUCUUUGUAUCAAAGUCGGAUGUAAAGGAGUCCAGAUUGUGUUUUAGGUCAGCAAUUCACACUUAACCGCUAAUAAUCAGAGUUAAUGAGUUAAGCUAGUUAAGGUCUAUUAGAACAGAAUGCUUGUCUUUAUUUACAAAUAUUAACGAAAGGAAAGUCAGCACAUUAGAGGUUGAAUGCUUAGAUUAGAUUGUCUAUGAAAAGUAUUCACCCCUUUAAAGUUUUCCCCUUUUUAUAAAAAGUCAUAAAUGGAAUUAAUGGAAUUAAUCAUCAAAAUAAUUCACAUUUUUUAAUGAGAAUGAACAAAAAAAAACUUCUUUAAAGAUUUUCACAUUUCACUUGAAUGUGGUAGUAUUUUUGACUUAAAUCUUGAGGAUGAAAUAUUGUAAUUAAUGGUAUCAGUGUCUUGAAAUAACCAUCCCUGCAACAUCUUACACAUUCAUUCAAUAAGAAGAAAAUGAGAAAUGGCUGAAAUAAGAAAAAAGAUGCAAAGCUUUCAGACCUCAAAUAAUGCAAAGAAAACAAGUUCAUAUUCAUAAAGUUUUAAUAGUUAAAAAAAAUCAAUAUUUGGUGGAAUAACUCUGGUUUAUAACCACAGUUUUCAUGCAUCUUGGCAUGUUCUCCUCCACCAGUCUUACACACUGCUUUUGGAUAACUUUAUGCCUUUACUCCUGGUGCAAAAAUUCAAGCAGUUCAGAUUGGUUUGAUGGCUUGUGAUCAUCCAUCUUCCUCUUGAUUAUAUUCCAGAGUUUUUCAAUUUGGUUAAAUCAAAGAAACUCAUUAUUACAUACAGAGCUGUAUAUUUUGGUUGAAUUGGCCUUUUCUGUGUUCUGAGUUUUUUUUUUUUUGUUUUUUUUUUUGUAAGCGCUUGUUUAAAGGUCAAAUUAUAUUGACUAUGAUUUAAUUGAUCAAAGACAUAAAUGAGCAGAACAUCCUGAAGCUGUUUGAUAUUGCUUAUUUCCCUCUAACUAUUGCUUAAUUAUGAAGUAAUUAGUAUCCACCUAAUUAGCAGCUACUGGCUUAAAGGUUUAAAUCACUGUAAAAGUGGCCACUUAAA
This is a messenger RNA of Astyanax mexicanus (Mexican tetra), 6310 nucleotides long. Its product is annotated as galanin receptor type 1. The record is from RefSeq and is a predicted model, not a curated record. The transcript has 3 exons. Gene Ontology annotation, cellular component: membrane. Bases 276 to 1289 code for a protein of 337 amino acids. Gene Ontology annotation, molecular function: galanin receptor activity. Lineage: Eukaryota; Metazoa; Chordata; Actinopteri; Characiformes; Acestrorhamphidae. Gene Ontology annotation, biological process: positive regulation of cytosolic calcium ion concentration; G protein-coupled receptor signaling pathway; negative regulation of adenylate cyclase activity.